This is a messenger RNA of Cloeon dipterum, 1599 nucleotides long. RefSeq names its product probable G-protein coupled receptor Mth-like 11. Bases 40 to 1005 code for a protein of 321 amino acids. Gene Ontology annotation, molecular function: G protein-coupled receptor activity. The transcript is spliced from 5 exons. The record is from RefSeq and is a predicted model, not a curated record. Lineage: Eukaryota; Metazoa; Arthropoda; Insecta; Ephemeroptera; Baetidae.
ACUUCAGCCCAUAAUUUUUCCGCAUUGUGCGGCAGAGAGAUGAAAGCAAGCAUUUUCUCCACUCUGCUGGUCCUCGAGCUGGCUUCGGGAACAAAUUUCUGCGAUGAAAAACUGCGAACGAGUGUGACGGAUGCUGUAGAACUCGGAAAUGGAACCCUGCUCUCGACAACGGAUGGCGUCCAAUAUCCCAACGGCACCUUUUGGAAAGAGGGAGAAGGAUCCUGGGCGGUCUGCCCCUGCCUUUUUCACUCCUGUAUCAGAGUGUGCGAACAGGGUUUCGCAAAUGACAUGAUUUCACACUUUGGACAAAAUGAUGUGCAUGAAACAAUAUAUUGGAAUGAAAUCUUUGAGAAGAAUGCAACGUUAAACGAUGUUUUCACACAAGUUCCCCUGGCGAAGUGCAGCGAAAUGGCCGAUAUCUUAGAAAAAGACACGUUUAAAAUAUUUGCUAACGGACAGCUUAAGGUGGAAAAUCAAACGUUACACCCUGAGCAGUAUUGCGUGCACUUCAUGGAUGGAAGCUCAGUACAAGUGAUUCGCUGCAUGGAAGAAAUGAUUGAGGAACACCAAUUGAAGUUUAUCCUUUAUCCACCAUUUUUCGUCCUCAGCUCAAUUUUUCUGAUUUGGACUGCUUUUGCUUUUGUCAUUACCCCAGAAAUCAGGUCAUUCCACGCAAAGUGCUUGGUUUGCCAUUCAGCGUGUAUGGCGGUUGCUUUCAUCGCCUUGACUGUGAAUUAUCUACACAGAAUUACUGACUAUUAUAAGCUUUGUUUCACGAUUGGAUACACCAUCCUCUAUUCAUUUCUCGCCUCCAUGUUUUGGUUGAACGCAAUGAGCAUUGACAUUUACCUCACCUUCAAAGGGUUCGUUCGUACGCAAGGUAGUCACAUUAAGAAGUUAACGAUCUACUCUUUUGGUACUCCGAUGGCCAUCGUGGCUGUGGCUAUGACUUUUAAUCUUGUGAACAGCGAAAACUCGGUGUUCAACGCAAAAAUUGGAGAAUAAUUUUGCUGGAUGAAAUGUAAGAUAACUAUGUAUACAUAAAUUUUAAUGAAUGAGUACAUACUAAAAUAGUAAAUAUUUCAGCUGAUAGUGCUGCUAUUUUCAUUUUCCUUCAUGGUCCAACCCUGAUUCUUCUUUUGGCCAACGUUGCUUUAUUCUCCGCCACGGCCGUCAACGUGAGUCGCACUCGACAGGAAUCGGCCCGCGCCAUGAAGAAAACCAACAGCAGAGUUCAUUUGACGAGAAAGCAAGAAAAACAACGCCUCAUUGUAUUUGAAGGUGUCGUUGUUGAUGGGCUUUACUUGGAUCACUGAAGUACUUCACUCUGUUGUUGGCGGUGAUGAUGUGUACUGGUAUUUUACGGAUAUUGUUAACGCUUCAAGGGGGAUUCUUAUUUUUUGGCUCUUCGUGCUAGCCAGUAAGAAGAUUCGGAAGAGCUUGCUAGAUAGAUUUUGGAAGAAUCAAUGAUUUGUAAUGCAAAAAAUCAAUUCCUUUCACUGUAAAUGGUAAUUUUCAUUCUACACAUAUUUUGUUAUUCUUGUUUAUUCGUGCAUGUCAAUACAUAAAAUUAAAGAAUUAAAUAGAAAAUUAGCAAGA